Messenger RNA from Vespa crabro (European hornet), 2412 nucleotides. RefSeq names its product DNA polymerase delta subunit 2-like. Gene Ontology annotation, cellular component: delta DNA polymerase complex. The coding region runs from base 916 to 2295 and encodes 459 amino acids. NCBI's taxonomy places the organism in Eukaryota, Metazoa, Arthropoda, Insecta, Hymenoptera, Vespidae. The transcript is spliced from 10 exons. Gene Ontology annotation, biological process: DNA strand elongation involved in DNA replication; DNA replication. Gene Ontology annotation, molecular function: DNA binding. The record is from RefSeq and is a predicted model, not a curated record.
CGAGAGAUAUGUCCUCUGAAGGGAUGCUCUCUGGAUCUACGAGAGGAAAAGGAUAAAGUGAGGUUGGCGGCAGCAAGCCGCGGGCACAGGACUGCGGUCAGCCAAACCACCUGCGAAUAAAAAGAUGAUAUAAUGCUCCAUGACUACGAUGCGCAACCGUGAUAAUAGGAGAAGGGCGUCCAUUCGGCAAUAUCUCCUUUCGAGGCUAAAAACCUUGUUGGAUUCUCUAGAAGCAUAUAAGAAGAAGAAGAAGAGGAGGAGGAAGAGGAGGAGGAGGAGGAGGUAGGAGGAGGGAUCGAACCUUAUGCAAAUGCAACAACGUUGCAAACGACCCUGUGAAAUCUUUGCGAGUAUGGCUUAACUUAACUUACCGUAAGAUAAUCGAACGACUACCGAUGAUAAUGCAAAGACAACGGCGAACUUAAAGAUCUCGACGACGGGACGUCAUCGUAGAUCGGAGAUCACUCGGACCGAUCAUUGUCGGUGAUCACGGCGCCUCGAUCGGUAGGCGUUCACCGAUAACGAGAGACCUACGCUACGCAAGAAAGAAAGAAAGGGAGGAAGAUUUCAAAACGCAGCCGCAUACGUAAUGGUCCCCGGUAGAAAAAAAGAUUUCCGGAGAUGGAGUCUCUCAGCCGGAGACAGCCACCAACAUCAUCAUCACUGCCACCGCCGCCGCCGCCGCCACCACCACCACCACCACUACCACCACCACCACCACCUAUGAGAAAGGGUAUUCGAGACGAAGACAAUUUAUUCUGAAUUUGCCGGUUUCUUCCGGUUUACCUUUAAAUAUAAUUAUGGCCGAUACAGAAAUGGCGGGUAAGAAGAAAAUUCACAUAGGAGAAGGGCGAGCGCUAGUUGAUAACGAAUUAUAUUCGAAAAACCUAUAUCUUAUUACGACUUUUACUGAAAAUGGUUCAUAAGACUUCGAACGAUGAUAAAAAUGUAAUUAAAAAUGUGGAAAGUGAAAGUGUACAUGUUAUCGAAAGGAAAUCUGUCAUAUACAAAGACUUAUCUUCUACCUUGGUACAAGAGAUAAGUGAUUACUCGAAACAAUUUGCACAUAUUUAUGCUGCUAGACUUGCAGAACUUGGAGAAGUUUUGACAUCAAAAGUACAUGCAAAGUGGAAAAAUGUUCAAAUCUUAAAAUUAGCAGAUUUAGAGGAUUUCGAGGGAGAAACUUGUAUUAUAAUUGGAACAUUGUACAAACAUCAGCAAUGGAAACCAUCAAUUUUACAAGAACUUAGCGAAGAACAUCAAUUGUCAUUACCACCUACAAGAUCUGAUUAUUGUUCUGAAAAGGAUCAAGUAUUCUUAGAAGAUGAAAUGUUACGCAUUAAAUUAGUUGGUGAAUUAGUUGACCUUAAGGAUAUUGUCACUGGUAUAGUUUGUGCUGUAUUAGGAAGCGAAGAGGAGGAUGGUACAUUUCAUGUGAAAGAUUGGUGUUUCCCAGGUUGCGUACCUAAAACUUUACCAAGUUCAGAUUCAAAUUCAAAUGGAAAGAUCGUUCUAAUAUCUGGAUUAAAUUUUAUUAAAAAUUCGGACGACAUGGCGAUAGAAUUAUUACGUGAAUGGAUCUGUGGAAUGGCUGGCGAUGUAAAAGCUCAGAAGGAGGAAGCUUCUGUCGUACGACUUAUCAUAGCAGGCAAUGCUAUUAGCAAUAAUGAUAAGAAACACACUCAUAAACAUAUAUUAGAGUUAAAAGUAGAAGAGAGUAUGCAUGCAAAGGAAACUAUCAGUGCAACGCAAAAAUUAGAUGAUUUUCUUUCUGAUAUUGCAAAAUGUUGCUGCGUAACGUUAAUACCAGGCCAAUACGAUCCUACUAAUAUGAUGUUGCCACAAAGACCGCUUCAUCCUUGUUUAUUACCUAAAUCAUCCAGACUUGGAAGUUUUCAAGGUGGUUCUAAUCCUUGGAUCAGUCAAAUUGAUGAACGUAUGAUAAUGGGAUCAAGUGGUCAGCCCUUUGAAGAUUUUAUGAAAGCUACUGGUUCUAAAGAUAUUUCACCAAUAGAAUGGUUAGAAAAAUCUAUUAUUUGGAGACAUAUGUGCCCAACUGCACCGGAUACAUUACCAGCCUAUCCAUUUUAUAAGAAAGAUUUAUUUAUAAUGAAGCAUCGUCCUGACAUAUAUUUCACAGGGAAUGCCGAUAAAUACGAAACAAAACUGUGGAAAGAUGAAAAAAAUCAAGCGAUCAGGCUAGUCUCUAUUCCACAAUUCUCGACAUCUCAUGCUGCUGUUUUAAUAGAUCUGAAAAGUCUUGAUACAGAACUGAUUCAUUUCGGAAUAGAAUGAAUAAGAUUUUUUUAUACAUUUCUCUUUUUGUUUAACACAUAUUAUUUACAAUUUGUGACAAAAAUUAUAUGUACAAUUAUUCAUAAAUUUAUAUAUUUUUAAAGGAUUUUAACAGUA